Messenger RNA from Cuscuta epithymum, 2206 nucleotides. NCBI's taxonomy places the organism in Eukaryota, Viridiplantae, Streptophyta, Magnoliopsida, Solanales, Convolvulaceae. The record is from the annotation of a GenBank genome assembly.
CAAGCGUGUACAUUCUUUCCAUAAUCAUACUCCGCAUGAACUUAUAAAGAAACUGGCCACGCGUUUUUAUUAAUAAUAAUAAUAAUAAUUGUUGUUCCACUCCGGCCGGCCAUCAGAUGGGGAGGAGGACGUUUUCAUCAUCAUCAUCAUCAGCCCUUUGCUUCAUCGUCUUCGUCGUGACGGCCUCAUCACUAGUUCUAGAGGCGGCGGCCAGAAUUCGGCAUUACAGAUGGGAUGUAAAGUACGAGCUGAAGUCGCCGGAUUGUUACCGGAAACUGACCAUGACUAUCAACGGGGAAUCUCCGGGACCCACCAUCAAAGCAGAAGAGGGUGACACCGUCGUGGUCGACGUCACCAACAAUCUAGGCACCGAAAAUCUCGCCAUCCAUUGGCAUGGCAUCACACAGAGAGGGACACCAUGGGCUGAUGGCACAGAGGGGGUCACCCAAUGCCCAACUCUACCCGGGGAAACUAUGUCUUACAAAUUUGUCCUCGAUCAAGCGGGGACAUUCCUUUACCAUAUGCAUUAUGGGAUGCUACGACAAGAAGGAGCGCAAGGAAUGAUCGAAGUGGCUAGUAAAAAGCCGGAACCAUUUAAAUACGAUAACGGCACAAUCUCUAUUCUGUUGGAGGAUUGGUACCACAAAGGUUAUGUCGAGCAAGCCGUUGGCCUUGCUUCCUCGCCCUUUCAAUGGGUUGGCGAGCCUCAGUCACUUUUGAUAAAUGGGAGAGGAUGGUUCAACUGUAGCGGUGCAUGCAGUGAUGCAGUUUGUAAUAACUCAAGUCCGGAGUGUGGGCCUUAUUCCAUCACCGUCGUUCCCGGCAAGAUAUACCGGCUUAGGAUCGGGAGCUUGACAGGCCUUUCUUCUUUAAAUUUCGAAAUCGAGGGUCAUGAAAUGACCGUGGUUGAGGCGGAUAGUCACUACGUGGAACCAUUCGUGGUGAAAAAUCUGUUCAUUUAUUCGGGGGAAACGUAUUCGGUAUUGGUCAACGCCAGCCAAGACCCUACAAGGAGCUACUGGAUGAGUUCAGCGGUAGUGGCUCGAAACCGCACCACACCCAAUGGGUUGGGCAUAUUCAGGUAUGACAGCAACAAUCCAAUGCAAAGGCCGCCCACCCGUCCACCGGUCGGUGUGCGUUGGGACGACAACGCGCCCAGGCUGAACCAGAGCUUGGCGAUCAAGGCCCACAAGGAUUUCAUCCAGCCCCCGCCCCAAAAAUCAAACCGCGAAAUUGUGAUGCUCAACACGCAAAACAACGUUAACGGGAUUAGGAAGUGGGCGAUAAAUAAUGUGUCCUUGUUUUUACCCCUAACGCCAUAUCUGGUCGCGCUUCAAAACGGCAACGAACACGGUCUCAACCGGACACAGCCUCCGGAUACCUACGACGUGGAAAACUACGACAUCCAUUCCCCGCCGAAGAACCCAAACGCCACGCUUAGCGACUCAUACUACAGGCUGGAGUUCAACUCAACUGUGGACAUCAUCCUUCAGAAUGCCAACACGCUGACCCCUAAUAACAGCGAGCUGCAUCCGUGGCAUUUGCACGGGCAUGACUUUUGGGUGCUGGGUUACGGACCAGGCAAGUAUAACAACUCAACUGACCCGGCCAAGUUCAACCUUGUGAACCCGAUCAUGAAGAACACUGUCCCGCUCCAUCCCUACGGGUGGACCGCAUUGCGGUUCAAGGCCGAUAACCCGGGGGUGUGGCUGUUUCAUUGUCACCUGGAUGCGCAUUUCUUCAUGGGGAUGGGUGUGGUUUUUGAGGAAGGGAUUGAAAAGGUCGGGAAACUGCCUGCGUCCAUUAUGGGAUGUGGUGACACCAAAUACCACAGACGACCAUAGGCCGGCGGAGAACUGAUCGAUCCCAGGCCCUACCAACUCGAUAUGAUCGAUCUUCGGUACGUCUUAGUUAGCUGCGUACUCAAUUGGGGCCUCAUUAACGAAGACUAUGUACGUUUUGGAUGAGACUUCUUAUAUUCGUUACGUUCUUAUGUAGUAUAACGAGCUGUAACUUUUUCUUUACGCGACUAUUAUUUAUUGUAAUUGGGGUUCGCUUUUUCCACGAAUUAAUUAAACCCCACUUUUUCUAUGAAUUGAAUAUGCAUCUAAUCAUAUUCACUAGCUGCUAGUAUCUCUAUAAUACGUAGUAUGUAAUUUUCUUUAAUAAACUUUUCUCAUAUUCUAAGUUAAUGUUUGCUAUUCAA